GUGACACAAACAUUUAAUCUUGUAGUAUAUUAAAUCUCAAACGGGCGAGGUUCAUACUAAACGCAGCAAUGUUUUCGAUUGUAUCCACAUUCAUUUUCAUCUCCAUCGGCUUUAAAGCAACGCUAGCGGCAAAGAAUGGCUAUGUUGUUGUUGAUAUCACUGAAACAACUCCCCCUUGUAAAGAUGCGUCGAAGAUUAUUCCCAGCAACGAUACCUGCGCUGGAAUUGUAACCUACAAGAUGGCAGAUUUCACCGGGUUUCCGAAUGCACCCGAUCUAUCGUAUAUCCACGGCGUUAUUCCAACCAUAAACGAGACUUUAACGAUGGUGGGCGCUAAUGCAACGUGCAGGGACGCCUACAAGAAGUAUUUUUGCCAACUGGGCUAUCCUUUCCAUUGCGACGAGGAUUCUAUCGGAGCCAACGUUGACGAACUUACAGCUACUUGUGAAGACGUCGGUGAAGAGUGCCCUGCUAGCUUGCAUAUAAACUGCUCUGAUGUCGCUAAUAACCCGGGCUUAACCCAGCGAUUUCCUCGCAAGGCGAAAUGCGUUCCAUUUCCUGAACUGAAAAACGAUCCCUACUCUUGCGAGACAAACUAUAAGGUGUAUUCCUCGGACGCGGCACCUGUGCAAAAGGCAGCAGAAAUGAUCGUGGCUCAGCACAAUAUUGUGAAGAACGCCAAUCUUCCUGAUGCAGAAUGUGAAAAUAAAGUUGCCGACGCCGUGUGUAAAGCUUUUUUGUUAGCCUGCUCUCACGAUCGAACGAAAAUUGUAGCUCUUCUCAGCAAACAAGAAUGCUUUAAGAAUGUAAGAUGUGUGGAAUCUGCAAAUAAUACCAUUCUCACAAAUAAAACAAUGGAACUUUGUCAGGCUUUUCCUGAUGAAAACACAGCUAAGAAUAUCUCAAUUAAGGACAUACUUAUUGCGACGAGUCCAACAACAAAUACCAACACGGUCAGCGGGACAAUGAAUGUCAACACGAUCAGCAGGACAAUGCCGAAUGUCAACACGACCAGCAGGACAAUGAAUGUCAACAUGACCACAAAAGCACCGUGUUGUGGGACAGCAAGCUUGUCUUCAAUGGGUCACAUCUUCAUCGUGACUCUAUUACUGGUCAGUUUAGCAUCUUAAAUUUUUCAGCAAUAUAGCUUUUCCAGAUCAUAUAGGAAGUUCUGGACAAUAAUCCUUGAAAAUGCAAUACGAAUUGUAACGAUCAGUAUCUGCACUACAUUUUCUUAAAUGCACGUGGUGAUUAGAAAAGCUCUGGUGUAUUCAUUAUCUUUUAUGAAACUAGUGUAAACGUCGCAGUAUGAUUAGCAAGCGAAUAGUAAAUUUAAAGUCAAUUAUAUAUUAUUCGAGGAAUAUUAUGCAAUUUUAAUCGAAACUGAAUAAAUCGGUAUUUUCGAACAGGUCUAUAGCUGGCCGCUGAGGUUUCGUCUCGAUGUAAAGCCGGUUUUUCACAAGGCGAUAUUUUUCGAUCGAUUUUCUUUUCAAUUUUGACCGGAUUGUUAUUAUUUAAACGAAUUCGUGAACAGAUGCAUAUACUAAAGGCCUAUUUAGACUACACGAUAAGUUGUAUGCAAUUAUCAUUCUGACGGAUGCAAAAGAGGGCUUAUGCCACAAUCUUCAUUCAUAUUGUUCAAUGGAAUUUAAAGUGUCACUUUUGUACGUGUGUUCAUACGUUCACAUGCAUACGCCAGGGUACGAAUCGUAUACGACAAAUCGAAUAGUGUAAAUGGGUCUUAAGAUAUGCGGAAAGUUCUUUCGAUUUAUUUACGUAGCUUUUUCAAUAUGACUUAGGUAUAUAGGGAUUUAGACUUUUACACGCGUUUUACACGCAUAUUACAAGUGUGUAUGAAAAAUGCCGGAAAGUGGUCGGAAAGCAGCUCUUAGCCAAAGUUUGAAAAUACUCUGAUACAUCUAAUGCGAAGGGAAAACAAACGACGGGGAAACGCCUGCUGAAUAAUAUACUUAUUUUCGGGACAAAAUGUCCAUUUCGCAGACAUCCUUAAAAAUACUUCCCCAUUUUUGCCCAUCCAUGCGUAAGAAAUGUAUUCUCGAGUGUUCCGUCUUAGCUGGGUAUAUUUUGAUAGUUAUUGUUGAAAUAUGAUCCAUUUGAAGCGAAGUAUGAAACCUUGUAUUCUGGCGGUCUGGCCCUUCCUUGUGUACGGAUGGCCGACAAACAAGAAAGAACUAUUUGGAUUUCAAAACGCGAAGGUUUGAUUGAAUCAAGCCAUUCAAGUGAUAGUGAUGUAGAUAUCAUAAAUUUAUCGCUUCGUGAAAUGGAACUGUGUACGUUUGUCGUUUAAUAUGUAUUACAGACAGUAUUACAUAAUGAAAUUGAAGGAAAAUUAUAUUCAAACAUGAAUAAUAGCAAUGAAUAAAUCUGAAAAUAUAAUGUGAUGAUCAACAGAGAAAAGCACAAUAACUACGCUGUUUAACUACGCUAAACAAGCUUCAACUGAAUUUCCUUAAAUGGUUAAGGUUUUUGUAGUCAGUUUUUGGAUUAGCUAACGCCAUCUUGAAAUCAUUAAUCAGCAGGCGUUUCCCUUCGCAUUACCCGCAUUUCUAAUGCUGCCCGCGCCUCUCUCUCCCUAAUUUUUCCCGCCCGCUCGCAAUAUUAAGAUCAACAUCUUUCUUUCAAUUAACAUGCCAUGAUAAAUUAUGGAUCAACUGUGCCAUUUUUCGUGGCAGACAAUGAGAUCUUUAGUAAACAUCCCCUGAGCUGUGAAAUAGACCUUUCUCCUAAUGACGUCAAGCGACAGUUUGGUUUGAUUGGCUCGUUAGUUUCGCAAAGCCAAUCAAACUUUGCGUAGCAUCGCCUUCACACGUCAUCAUGGAAAAGAUCUGUUGCAGUGUUCAUGUCACUCAUCACAUCUAACUCCUCGUAAUACGGGCCCACGGCACGCGAUAUUUCUCCAUUCUCAAUCACUCAAACAAUAAAAACGUCGAUACAAUAAAAAACCAUGUAUUGGGCAACAUAUUUGGUUUUUGCGUGCAUCAUGUUACCCAAGGUCCAAGGUGGUUAUCGUGGCUACGGGUUUGUUAUGCAAAAGUUGCCGAAAUUAUCUUGCAUUUCAAACCCCAUCAACGAUGUCUGCCCAGUUGAUCACAAAGUUCCCAAUAUUAGUCGAGACUUUCCGUGGUUUAACAGCGAAAACAUAAAGAAAGUUUUGAAUAUAACCACAAAAACUCUUCGCGUUGCUGGUGGAAGCGAUGAAUGCAUAAAAGCAAAUGAAAUGUUCCAAUGUUCACAAAUCAUCUACGUCUGUGAAACCAAUCUAAGGUACGUGUAUUUGGACACGGAUAAAGUGCACAGACAUUGUAUGACGGCCAGCGACAAGUGCAACGUGACAGGAAAGAUAAACCUCGACAAUAUAUUCAACUGCACUCAGUACGAGAAUGCAACUGUGAGGUAUGACAUACCAGAAGUUUGUAAAGAAUAUCCUGACGUGGAAAAUGAUACAUGCCCAAAGCAAAAUUAUAAGGUUCCACAAUUUGUCAACUUUACGUCAUUGGUCGAAAUAAGGAGAACAGCAGAAAGGAUGUUGAAAGAAAACAAUGUGACCAAAAAUUGCACGAAUAGUGUCCUUAGAGCAAUGUGUUACAUUGGUUUCCCAGCUUGUACAAGGGAUGAAACAUACGUGGUUUCCCUGCUUGGUAGAAAUUUAUGCCGUAACACCAUGAAAUGUGUGGAAUCUGCAAACAGUACCAUUCUCACAAACAGUGCAAUGAUGUUCUGUCAGAAUCUCCCUGAUGAAAACACAGCUAAGAAUAUCUCAAUUAAGGACAUUGAAAUCCCGAAGGACAAAACAGAACCGCCUAUAACCGCCAUAGUUAUUGGGACCGACAUGACAGUUCCAACAUCAAACACCACAACCAACACGACCAGCAGGACAAUGAAUGGUAACUCGACCACAGAAGCACCGUGUUGUGGGACAGCAAGUUUGUCUUCAAUGGUUCACAUCUUCAUCGUGACUCUAUUACUAGCUAGUUUAACAUCUUAAAUUUUUCAGCAAUAUAGCUUUUCCAGAUCA
This is a messenger RNA of Dendronephthya gigantea, 4036 nucleotides long. RefSeq lists its product as uncharacterized. NCBI's taxonomy places the organism in Eukaryota, Metazoa, Cnidaria, Anthozoa, Malacalcyonacea, Nephtheidae. The record is from RefSeq and is a predicted model, not a curated record. The transcript has 5 exons. Bases 69 to 1130 code for a protein of 353 amino acids.